Messenger RNA from Ornithorhynchus anatinus (platypus), 7004 nucleotides. RefSeq names its product centrosomal protein 97 (gene CEP97). Lineage: Eukaryota; Metazoa; Chordata; Mammalia; Monotremata; Ornithorhynchidae. The coding region runs from base 87 to 2606 and encodes 839 amino acids. The record is from RefSeq and is a predicted model, not a curated record. The transcript is spliced from 11 exons. Gene Ontology annotation, molecular function: protein binding.
UGUAGUUUCGCGCCCCGCGCCCGGCCUACAAGCCCCAGAAGCCUCCGCGAGCCGCCGUUGCCCGGUGUUGGCCGGCGGGGACGACGAUGGCGGCGACGGAGACGCGGGGCGAAGUGGGGUCGCCCCCGGGGGAAGGUUCUGUGAUCAAUUGGGCGGGACAAGGACUACAGAAAUUGGGUCCGCAUUUGCUCAGUGAAGCGGACACACAUACUUUGAUUCUCGAUAAAAAUCAGAUUAUUAAAUUGGAAAACCUCGAGAGAUGCAGAAGGCUCAUGCAGUUAUCGGUGGCCAACAAUCGGCUGGUACGGAUGAUGGGCGUAGCCAAACUCACUCAGCUCCGGGUGCUGAAUUUACCUCAUAACAGCAUUGGCUAUGUGGAGGGGUUAAAAGAACUGGUGCAUCUGGAGUGGCUAAAUUUGGCAGGAAACAACCUCAAGGCAAUAGAUCAAAUCAACAGCUGCACAGCUCUUCAGCACCUUGAUUUGUCUGACAAUAACAUAUCUCAAAUAGGUGAUCUUUCUAAACUGUCAGCUCUGAAGACUCUGUUGCUGCAUGGAAACAUCAUAACUUCACUUCGAGUAGCACCUGCUUGCCUACCUCAGAGCUUGUCCAUCCUUUCACUGGCAGAAAAUGAAAUCCGAGACCUAAAUGAGAUCUCUUUCCUGGCCCCCCUCUCGGAGCUGGAGCAGUUGUCCGUCAUGAACAACCCCUGCGUGAUGGCCACGCCUUCCAUCCCGCCCUUUGACUACCGGCCUUACGUCGUCAGCUGGUGCCUGAACCUUAGAGUCCUGGAUGGAUAUGGGAUUUCUCAGAAGGAAAGUUUGAAAGCCGAGUGGCUGUACAGUCAAGGCAAGGGCCGCUCUUACCGACCCAGCCAGCACAUCCAGUUGGUUCAGUACCUGGCCACCGUCUGUCCCCUCUCCUCCUCACUCGAUCUUCAAACCGCCGAAGAUGCCAAACUGGAGAAGAUUCUGAGCAAACGGAGGCUCCACCAGAGGCAGUUGAUGUACCAAAGCCAGAACGAAGAAUCCCCUUCUUCCUCCUCUCCCCACGAAGCGGAGGUCUCCCCUGCGGCCGAGCCCCCGCGCCCAGCCCAGGCGACUCAGUCAGUCCCUGAAAGGGAACCAGUAGUCCAGAUAAAUUCUUGGCUGGGAACAAGUUCCAACGCCGACCAUUCCUACGCUAAGAACAACUUCCCAGCGUCGGUAGCCACUGGAAGUUAUUCUCCUAACGAGCUGUACCUGGAAGACAUCCAGGCGGAUGAAGACCAGCUGAACGGUAGUCUUCUGUCUUCAGAAUCCACUUUUAUGCCCAUUACCUCGGGGUCAUCGCCGUUAUCUCCUGUGGAACUGAGGCUCUGUGGCAUCAAUUUGAGACCAGAGAACGACGACACCCUAAUCGAGCGAGAAAAAGAGGAAGAGGAUCGUGAGCCGGGAGAGACUUCGUGGGUUUCCAAAGAGAAUUCCACUAUGGCGUCGGAAAAUGAAGACAGUCCCAAGGAAGAUAGGAAGGAUGUGUCACUUUGCCCUGACCUAGCGACUACAGGUGAUGUCUUGAAUGACAGCAAGAGCUACCAGGCAACAGCCCCUGAACCCCAACUGGUUAGUGAAGAAACAUCACCAAAAAUCUAUCCAGCCCAACUCCCCUGUGGAAUUCUGUCUGCUACGUCUGCCGCUCUGAAUGAAGACACUGCGACACUUCAGAAAAUGAAUACAGCGGCCACUAAACUUCAAGCCUGCUGGAGAGGAUUCUACACAAGAAACUACCACCCUCGAGCCAAGGAAGCGCGGUAUGAAAUUCGACUGAGCAGAAUGCAGGAACACAUUGUUUUCUUGACUGAGGAAAUAAGAAGAUUGAAAAAAGAAAGAGAUGAAGAGCACAUUCAAAAGCUUUUACAAGAGGAGGCUGUCAGAUUCCUUUGGAACCAGGUGAGAUCCAUACAGGACUGGCAGUUCACGGUGAACCGGCAACUUGGCGCCGCACGGCCGCCUGGACCUCUCGUAUCCAGCACGCUGAUGCCGACCACGUUAACCGAAGAGUCUUCUCGUUCCUGGCUCCUUUCAGACGCCGAAUGUCACCACGAGAAAUCCUUACCCGAAUUUCCGGACUCGGGUUUUCACUCAUCCCUAAUGGAACCCUCUCCCCUACCGGAUCCCCGGGAUUUUGACGGAAGCUCCACCGAAGGAAGCGAGAGCUCGAUCCUGGGGCAUUCCGUGGAGACGGUCAAACACGGUAAGGGUCCAGACGCCAAAGAGGUCCAAGCGGAUCGUGGCGAAUGGAGCAGAGAUAGUUCUAACAGCGAACAGGAUAGUAGUCUUCUCCACCAGUAUUUAACGUCGGUCCAGCAGCUAGAAGAUGCCGAAGAACGGACAGACUGCAGCGAGGGGAUAGAAGGCAGUAAUAAGCUUCAGAUCGCCCUCUCUCCAGAAAAGCCAAGCACCUCGCCUGUCGGCGUAACUCCAGACGUACCUCGGGAUACACCUGCCAGUCUGCAAGGGGAGAUCAACCCAGCCCCAGAGAACUAUAAAGCAGAUGUUGAAGUUCAGGGGCACCAGCCAGAAUGUGAUUCUGCCUUUCAGGUGCUACCUGUCGGUAUCGCGGUGUAGGAUAUUUCAACUCCCAAGAAAAUCGAGGGAAACGUCCGAUUUCUUUCCCCCCCCUCAACUUUGAGAGCCUUGGUUUUUGGGGUUUUUUUUUAGUUUGUUUUUGUCACUUUGGUUUGGUUUCCCUAUUUAUAGAAAAUGUAUAUCCCUCUCCCACAUCUCCCAGGAGAUUUUGAGGUUCCAUUGGAUUAGCAUUUUGCUAGUCUCAUACCUUCGAAUGCUUAGCUAUGCUAAAUCGAAUGAUAUUUUUUACCUAAAGCUAAUACGCACUUUAUUUCCUAAUAGCUGAAUUAAGACUUCUUGUUCUUUGGUGAAGUGUCCCCCCAAAAGAUCGUUUUCUUCGAGUGGCACUCCCAUUCAAAUAUCUAAUACUUUGGAAUGCUUUUCUCUACGUUGUUAUCCCUAGCUAAGCCGAAAUUGGGGUCUUAUACCGCUAACUGAGGGAAAUAAUUUUCUGGAGCAUUCAGACGAAUGAAAUGUGGUGUUGUGUGCUUGACUGGAGUUCACCGAGAGAGGAACAAAGGACGGGAGUGCACCACGUUCAUUUUUCUCCGUUUGAUUUCCCUGAAAAGAUCUGAGAAAACCUUGUGUGAGGAAAAGGGAAAAAAAUAAGACUGGAGGAUCUCUCAGUAUGAAUAUUCUUACUAAAAAUAGAUAUUUCAGGAGGUGUCAAAGUGUCAUAGAAUGGGAAUUUUAGCCCGAAACACGUUGGAAGCCUGGCUGAUCUAAAACAGCAGUGGAGGGAAACCGUCUUUCUAGGCAUCAAAAAUAGUUUAAUUCAGGGAUCAGUGCCAUUGAAAAAAGCAUCACUUGGGAUUAUUUACAUCCUCCGAGUGGGUGCUUUUGAAUGAAUAAAUCAGCCGUUACACCCGCCUGAUGGGCCAGAUCUUUCUGCUUGCCCCCUCUGUUUUCACUUGUAUUCAUAGUUUGAGGGUAUCAUUGUGAUGGAUGUGCAUACUCAAUUCUCUUCUCCUCUUUCUCCCUUAGAUAAGGCAUGUUUUCAGGCAGGUUCCCAUACGCUAGUAUAGGAAUUAAAGCUGUUUGUUUUUGUUGUUUUUUUUUUUUUCCUUUGGUUUCCUUUUUUUUUUUCCCAGAAGAAAGAGAAAAACACAUUUUCAAGCUCUGGGAAAGCACCACUUAAUGGAUGCUCUUACUUAAUGGAUAUGAAGAAAGAAUAUCAGUGUAUGUCUUGUUUUAGGGGAAGAAAAACCAUAACCUUCACCCAACAGAAAAAGACAGGGAAACACACCAAAGAAACCAAGAGAAAAAAUCAUUUUCCAAAUUAGUUUGGCCAAAGUAUCAUUUGGAUUUAUAAGAUUUUGUCUCUUGAUAUGCUAUUGGAAAAUAAGAUGUUUCUAAAAUAAUUCCUACUCAAGCCCUCUUCCCCCCCAAAAAUAAAAUAGAAUAAAGUAAACCCACAGUGAGGUUUAAACCUAUGGCACACUAGAUGGCCACUUUAAUUGGAUUUUAAAAGACCAGUUUUCAUUCUGGUGAAGAAACGCUUGUGAACUGUUGUGAACAUUGUGAACUCUUCUCAGAUUUCACCUGGCUCUUCAAAAAUGAGAUUUAUUUGUCAACUAGUGGACCACAACCUUCCACUGAAGGCCCAUUUUAAACAUUCACAAAUCGAGUGGAAUUAUAUCGUGGGUUUAUUAGCAGUACUCAGGUGAAGAAUUCUCUGAGAUUCACUCCAAGAGAUCCCAAAUAUUUUGCUGAGGAAUUUUUCCUGUUUACGGUCUGAGCUUAAAAUUAAAUUCAGUGUGCGCUUUUUGCAUCGCGACCCUGGGAGAAAAUCUAAUCGACUGCAUGUUAAAACCAACUGAAGCACUUCACUGUUUGGGAUGAUGUUGAUUUCAGUACAUUUUAAGUGCCUCAUUUGCUGCCAAUAACAAGUCAGAGAAAACUCAAUUUAGAUUGCUCCAGUGCCAAAAUACCACUCCUCAGCGAGAUUCAUUUUCCGAGAAAGCCACAGAAAUGUUAAAGUUCAGUAUUACCCAAAGUAAUCAGGUCUCACCUGGCAGGAAGUAUUUUGGUUUUUUUUAAAAUUACAUCAAUCUUAUCUGAUCUUCAAUAUUCCCUUAAUUUGAAGCCUCUAGUUCCUCAUAUAUUCAAAAUGGUUUCACUUCAUGAAGAUUUAGCAGAUUAUGCAAUAUUUUUCUUCUACCUUUGGAGAAGUUUUUAACAUACAGACAUCUUGGCAGGGUUUUUUUUUUUUAAUCUUCCCUGCAGUUGUACAGUUUAUCUUGCAUGUUUAAUCAAUGUGAAAUAGCUUAAAUUUAGAAUGUAGUGAGCGUGUGGGAGGAGGUGAAAAAUUUGUCUAGAAUGUAUUUUUCAGGGCUCAAAAAGGAAUUCAGAGAUGGGUUAUCUGAACGUAAAGUCUGUGUUUGAAACAGUUCAGGUGUCCAGGAAGAUGAAAAACUUGCACAGUUAAGAAAAAGUCCAUCUUAAGCUGCUCCUGUCAGAAGAAAAUGGCAGAGUGAAAAUGGCGCCUGGGAGACGAAUCAGAAGCAUAUCAAAGAAGUGAUUUUUGCAGCGGCAUAAGGAUUCGAGUUUUAGUUCAUCAAAUGUUUGAUUUAUGUUUGGUUUCAAGAACGAAAAAGAACAGUCAGGUUAUAUGGAUACUCAGGUUCGCUUUUUUCCUACUUUUAACAUAUAUGAAGUAGGUUUGCAUACGAGAUUUCUCAUUUAGUUGAAAGAUCAAUGUGGGUAGAAUUUUGGAUGUGCCGUGGAGAUAUCCUGAACUGUGUAUUUCUUGAGAUUUUUGUGGAAUCGGGGCAAAUCCGACUCUUCUCCAGUUGCUCUACGAAUUCAGUUUCCUGAAGUGAUGAAGAAUUCCAUAUUUUUCAACUAGAAGUGAAGACUCUAGAAGAAGGUAAGCCUUGGGAUAAUAAGGAAUUUCCUAACUUUUUAUAUUUUGGAAGCCUAACUGGUCCAUUAUUUCUACCCCAGAGAAAGUCCUGUCACUCGGCGUAGCUUAUUGAGUGCCUAAAAUGGGCGGAGGGCCCUGUACUAAGCACUUGGGAGGGGACACCUCCAGCGGAUUGCACAUAUUUAAAUUUUCACCCUUUGGGGUCAGGGAAUAAAGAAGGGGGAAGAAACACAGUAGUUUAAAAGAAGGUUAAGUGAAGGGGUCAUAUAUAAAAGUUCAGUUAAGCUGACUGUGUCUUAACAAAGGCGCUUUUAUUCGAUGACAAAACGGAGUCCUGAGAUCGACGAACGUCACCCGUUAGGCUUCAAACCUACAUUGUUGCCGAAUGAUCCGGAUGUAAAGCCCUAAAUUUAACUAAUUGUUACGGAAGGCUCUUGCUAUGCCAAUUGACACAUACAUAACCUACUUGGGUUUACUCUGUAAUUUGCAUGCCGCCGGAAAAGUAGUAAAUGACGCACUUAACCGCUGAAUUGUUUUUUUGUGUGUGCAGAUACACUUUGUUAAUAAUUUGGAAUGUCACUGAGCUUGCUCAUGCUCCGUUCUGUUCAGCCGCUCACGCAGUCGUGUAUUUCCAUCUUCUCUACUGAACCCGAACCCUUCUUUCCACUUGAGGCCGAUGGUUUGAGAAGCUGGCCCGACUCAGGGACCCCUGGGUAUUUACCCUCUUGGUCCAUUUCGGUUCAUAUCUGCAAUGGAGUUUACAAAACGUUUAUUGAAACACCUCAGUUCUCUCUGUUCGGGCCUGGCAGGACGAGUUGCAGAAAUUGAAAAGCAACUCGAAAAUUUAUCAGUUUCCCAUUGGCAACCGAGUGGUAAGGAGCCGUUUUCUCUCCUUCGUGUGUCGAUAGUCGUUUUAUUUUUGAGGACUGCGCACCCAGUAAAAGUAAAUUUAAAGUACUCUGGUGCUUUCAACAGAGGACACCUGUAAAUAUUAACGAGGGUUUCUCCCUUCAUGGGGCACUGAAGAAAAGGUAGAGGGUUUUCUAAGAGCAUCAUCUACCGUGGUUUGAGUUUGGCUUCACAGACGGUGCCCCAUGGUGCCCCAUUAAAAAUUCACUGCAAAAAAACCCAAAAAACUCUAAAAACAAAAUGCCUCGGCGAAUACUCAAAUAUAUGAUUGUAGUCACAACAAAAGGUGCUUCUAUCUAAGAACGAUCGCCAUACCAAAACUCGUUUCCUUCCCUGACUGGAGUUGACAGCGGAAACUAUUCUAUGGGGCCUUUAUUCAUUUUUCAAUUGCAUUUCUUUGAGUCUCGCAGGAAUUUUCCCCUGUGACACUAGAGACUUCAAAAACAAUUAGGCUGUGGUUUAUUUCAGGUUUUUUAUAUAUGGCGACAGUGGGUGCCUAAACAGACAACUGGGUUCAGUCCGUGUAUUUUCUAUGAACGUUUACAUUUUUAAAUUAAUUUUCUUAAACAUUUUGUUUGUACCUCUGAGUUUCUAACUUUAAAUAAAUUAUUUGUGUACUUGGA